CGCAAGACACACGAACCCGGAGCCAUGCAGGGCAUUGGGAACCUGCUGCUGGUACUGACCGCCUGCUCGGUGGCACAGGCCGGCCCCGUGCCCACCACACCAGACGACAUUCAGGUGCAGGAGAACUUCGACAUCCUCCGGAUCUACGGGAAGUGGUUCAACCUGGCCAUUGGCUCCACCUGCCCAUGGCUGAAGACUGUGGCAGACAAGAUGAGUGUGAGCACACUGGUGUUGGGACGGGGACCCACGGACGCUGAGAUCAGCAUGAGCAGCACUCGCUGGCGGAGAGGUGUGUGCAAGGAGACCUCCACGACUUAUGAGAAGACAAACACAGUGGGGAAAUUCAUCUACCACAAACCCAAAUGGAACGUAACCAUGGAAUCCUAUGUGGUUCACACCAACUACGAUGAGUAUGCCAUUUUUCUGACCAAGAAGUUCAACCACCACCAUGGAACUACCAUAACUGCCAAGCUGUAUGGGCGGGAGCCACAGGUGAGGGAAAGCCUCCUGCAGGAGUUCAGGGAGAUGGCCCUGGGGAUGGGCAUCCCCCAGGACUCCAUCUUCACCUUGGCUGACAGAGGGGAAUGUGUCCCCGGGGAGCAGGCGCCAGAGCCCACCUCACCCUCGAGAGCUAGACGGGCUGUGCUUCCCCAAGAAAAUGAAGGAUCAGGGGCCGGGCCAUUGGUAUCUGACUUCACCAAGAAAGAAGAUUCCUGCCAGCUGGGCCACUCAGCAGGUCCCUGCUUGGGGAUGAUCCAGAGGUACUUCUACAACGGCACAUCCAUGGCCUGUGAGACCUUCUCAUAUGGCGGCUGCUUGGGCAACGGCAAUAACUUCAUUUCUGAGAAGGAGUGUCUGCAGACCUGCCGAACUGUGGCGGCCUGCAAUCUCCCCAUAGUCCAAGGCCCCUGCCGAGGCUUCAUCAAGCUCUGGGCCUUUGAUGCUGUCCAGGGGAAGUGCGUCCGCUUCACCUAUGGGGGUUGCCAAGGCAAUGGCAACAAGUUCUACUCUGAGAAGGAGUGCAAGGAGUACUGUGGCGUCCCUGGGGAUGGGGAUGAGGAGCUGCUGCGAUUGUCCAACUGAUGGCUGGCUGGCUGGCCUGUGAGCAAAAAGGGUGGUCAAUGUCUGUCCCAAUGCAAG
Dipodomys ordii (Ord's kangaroo rat) is the source of this 1140-nucleotide messenger RNA. RefSeq names its product alpha-1-microglobulin/bikunin precursor (gene Ambp). Gene Ontology annotation, molecular function: serine-type endopeptidase inhibitor activity. Gene Ontology annotation, cellular component: cell surface; plasma membrane. The record is from RefSeq and is a predicted model, not a curated record. Lineage: Eukaryota; Metazoa; Chordata; Mammalia; Rodentia; Heteromyidae. The transcript is spliced from 10 exons. Bases 25 to 1083 code for a protein of 352 amino acids.